Molecule: messenger RNA, 642 nt
Organism: Ochlerotatus camptorhynchus
Lineage: Eukaryota; Metazoa; Arthropoda; Insecta; Diptera; Culicidae
Exons: 1
Coding region: 1-642 (213 amino acids)
Source: RefSeq, a predicted model, not a curated record
AUGAAUAGUGGUCCCCAAGAUAACCCCACAGCAAUCAACGGUAGUGAGGUCGGUGAUUUCGGUGGGUCCGUUGAAAACAUGGCCACGGGCGGCCAGAACGGUCCGAAAGUGAAACUCCCACCUCUGGUGGUGAAGUCAGUACCACUCGACAAGCUGGCUCAAGAGAUGGUAUCCCUUGGCGUCGCUGCCGAGUACAAGCUGUGCGGGAUUGGCACGAAAAUCAUCCUCCACACCAAAGCGGACUACAACAAAGCUUUGGCUUCGCUGAAGAAUUCCAAAGUGGAAUUUUUCACACACGACAUCCCGGGCGACAAGCCAUAUAAGGUAGUCAUCCGAGGCCUUCCGAAUUUCGAAACGAAGGUGAUCGAAGAUGAAAUUAUCGGCCGGUACAAGCUGGCCCCCAUCGCCGUCUUUCGGAUCAAGAGGAGGAACGAAAGCCAGAGGAAGUACCAGGAUUGCCUUUUCCUGGUACACUUCAAGAAGGGGACGGUGACGCUUAAUGCGUUGCAAGCAAUACGCUCGCUCUUCAACGUUAUCAUCCGUUGGGAGUCCUACCGUGGUGGCCGACGCUAUGUAACGCAGUGUCAGCGCUGCCUCAACUUCGGGCACGGCACCCGAAAUUGUAACAUCAACCCACGCUGA